AUGGUUUUUGAGUCUCUCGCAAGGCUGCGUCCUAGACGCAUGUCUAUCCCCCGGCCCUCCAAAAUCUUUACUCGCAAGCUCAUGCUCCCCUUUGCUAUCGUCUCUGUCCUCAGCGCAAAGCUUCUCCACAUAUAUGCUCAUCGCCAGGCUCUGUCCACGGAAGAUUUGAUGCGCUGGGGCGCUUCCUUCUUCUUCCAAGAUGUCGCCUUCAUUCUUUUCGUUCGCAUGCUGCUCGAGAGUCGCAUGCCUAUCCUCUCUGUUCUAGGCUCCGCCAUUACCGUGACCGUCAUGGUUCUCAGCUGCGGCACCCUGGCCUGCUACAUGACGAUAUACACCGAGCCUGACUGGAAUAAUGCCGGAAUUGUCCUCGAUCCUGCCUGGUGGGCUGUCUUGCCUACUGGCUUGGCCUCACUCGCCUUUGUUUCCGCGGCCAUGACGAUCAUCGCUGCCGCUACCCAGCAGUUUUGGAUCGUCAUCGCCGACAUGACCUCGGAUGUUUUGCUUUGGCCCUUCCGCCGCUGCUUAGGCAUGAACAAGUACGAACGUCUCAACCAAGCGCCCCCCACCAAAUACGAAGACGACACACUCAACCCCUCGAACGAUCCGGGUCUGCUCGGAUACAGAGACGAUGAUGCAGCCGAGCAGGGACUGCAUUUCGAAACUCAGCUGCCAGCCCCGUCCAAGUCGGCCAUUGGCGGCUACAUCGUCUGUGGUUCCCUUGUUCUCGCCACCAUCAUCACCACGAUUCUGCGUCCCCACGAUUCUGCCUACACCCUCAUGUCCUGGACCCUACCCCUACAGCCGAUUAUCGAUGUAUCCGGCGAUGGGAGUCCUGCAGUCAUCACUAGCCAUAAGAGCGGCCCCAAUAGCAUCACAGAUGUUCUUCACGACAAGACGGCACUCUCGACGCCCAUCCCCCUCCUCUGGCUACCCGAAGGAGAGCCGCUGAAGGGCUUCGAAGACUGGUAUCACGACGGUGCCGACCAUUACAGUGCUGAGGCCGACCCCCUCAAGAUUUUCAACAUGCAGGAUGGACUCAUACCCGAUCUUCGCGGAAGGCUCGCCGAUGUCGAUAUCCGCCACGUCAUUGUCGUCAAGAUGGAAUCCAUUCGCAAGGACGUUUUUCCAGUCAAGCAGGGCGGAAAAAUUUGGAGAAAGCUUGCCGACGCAGCCUCUAAUAAAACCCUCUCCAAUGAAGUCCGAGAAAGGCUCGCAACGCUUACCCCCUUGGCCAACUCGCUCACCUGCGAUUAUGACGAUGGCUUCGACCACCAUAACCGCACUUGUCGAGGCGGCAUCAGCGCAAACAAUGCCUUUACCACCAGUACCUACACCCUCAAGAGUGUCAUUGCCACUUUGUGUGGCAUAGGCCCCGUUGCUGCCGAUUUCAACGUUGAGGCCAAAUCUCAUUUCUACCAGCCUUGCUUGACCCACGUCCUGCACGCUUUGAAUAAGAUCAACCAGACCGAGACUAGCAGAGGCGGUAAAGAAUUUCGACCCUUCCCCUGGAAAUCAUACUACUUUCAAGCCGCAACAGACUCCUUCGACAACCAGGGCGCUCUCUUCCCAAUACUGGGGUACCAAUCCGAGAACGUCAUCACCAAAGAAUACCUUCAGAGCGAAUCCGCCAGGUUUGGCAAGUCUACAUUGAGCGAUGUAAACUAUUUUAGCAUACCCGAGGUAGCGCUCGAAGACUACAUCAAGGAUGCCUUCCAAGUUGCUAAAGAGAACAACGAGAGAGUCUUUUUGACCCAUUUGACAAGCACCACACACCAUGCUUUUGGUAUCCCCGCCGAAGAGCACUACGUUCAUAUGAGCGAGAACAAGGACCUCGACGACCUCUCCAACUACAUUAACGCUGUUGGCUACAGCGACCGCUGGCUUACGAAGCUUCUCGGGAUUUUGGAAGAGCAAGGAGUUGCGAAUGAAACCCUAGUCGUCUUUUCUGGGGACCACGGCAUGCCUGUCGCCGAGGACGGCGUUGCGACCUACCACAACGACGAGACCGCCAGCUUCCAUGUCCCAAUUGUCCUUUCUCAUCCCAGCCUACCCAACGUGGCCAUCGGCGACGUUGUAUCUACCAUGCAGAUCCUACCUACGGUCCUUGAUCUCCUGAUUGAAUCCGACUCGUUGUCGGCAGAAUCCAAGCGUGCCGCGUCUGAUCUGGUCAAAAACUACGAGGGUCAGUCCCUCCUGCGUCCUCUGCACCCUGCUGGGCAGAACGGCCACGGCGAUUGGCAGUUUAGUGUCACCAAUCCCGGCGGAGCUACACUGGCAGCCCGAGACGGCAGAAACCCCAACUGGAGAUUGACUUUUCCCAUUACCCCUGGCCAGGAUUGGCACUUUGUGGACGCCAGCUCCAAUUCGAGCGGCAUCUUCUCGUUAUCCUUUGAUACCCUUCGCAGCCGUGCCGAAUCGCAGUUGGGCACUGAAGUUGCUGACUGGCUGGAAGAAGCAGCUAUUGUCAGCCGUUGGUGGCUGGAUGAAAACCAAAAAAGGUGGCGUUAUGGAAAAUACGCGCCAAGCGAAGAGAAGAAAAAUGAUUGA
Molecule: messenger RNA, 2547 nt
Organism: Akanthomyces muscarius
Lineage: Eukaryota; Fungi; Ascomycota; Sordariomycetes; Hypocreales; Cordycipitaceae
Exons: 1
Coding region: 1-2547 (848 amino acids)
Source: RefSeq, a predicted model, not a curated record